Molecule: messenger RNA, 522 nt
Organism: Tauraco erythrolophus (red-crested turaco)
Lineage: Eukaryota; Metazoa; Chordata; Aves; Musophagiformes; Musophagidae
Source: RefSeq, a predicted model, not a curated record
AUGGAGCCCCUGGCGCUGCUCGUUCAGCGCUUCGCCGCGUUUCGAGUGCUGUGUCCCCGUGCCGCUCCUAGUCCAGUGCCGCUCCAGUGGGAUUGGCAGUCGUGCAGGCUCCUGUCGCUGCUUUUACCCGCCUGUUUUUCAGGGUCGCGAGCUGGGAAAACAACUCUUCUAAAUUACAUACUGACAGAACAGCAUAGUAAAAGAAUAGCAGUUAUUCUGAAUGAGUUUGGAGAAGGAAGUGCCUUGGAGAAAUCCCUGGCCAUCAGUCAAGGGGGAGAACUCUAUGAAGAAUGGCUGGAGCUCAGAAAUGGCUGCCUGUGCUGUUCAGUAAAGGACAAUGGUGUGAAGGCGAUUGAGAACCUGAUGCAAAGGAGAGGGAAAUUUGACUAUAUAUUGUUAGAAACAACUGGUUUGGCGGAUCCAGGAGCUGUGGCCUCCAUGUUCUGGGUUGAUUCUGAGCUGGGAAGUGACAUCUAUCUUGAUGGUAUUGUGUCUGUUGUUGAUGCAAAGCAUGGAUUGCAG